ACCCACCCCCUGUGCGCCCCCACUGAAUCUCCGCUGUCCCAUCCGCCGAAGAAACCUGCCUCUCCUUCUCGCGGACGCUGCCGGCGUCUAGCAAUUUGGAGGGCCAAGGAGCCGAGCUGAGCACGCGUCGAUCUGGUCACUGUGUUGUGGAGUUUGGUUGUGCACUUGUGCCUUGAGCGGAGUCGGUCGGGCGGGCGGUCGAUCCGAAGGAGAGAUGGGCAAGUCGUGGGCACUCAUCACCCACCUCCACACCGUCGCCGGGCCGAGCAUCACCCUGCUCUACCCACUGUACGCGUCGGUGUGCGCGAUGGAGAGCCCGACCAAGGUGGACGACGAGCAGUGGCUGUCCUACUGGAUCAUCUACUCCUUCAUCACCCUGCUCGAGAUGGUCGCCGAGCCCGUGCUCUACUGGAUCCCGAUCUGGUACCCGGUGAAGCUGCUGUUCGUGGCGUGGCUGGUGCUGCCGCAGUUCAAGGGCGCCUCCUUCAUCUACGAGAAGCUCGUCAGGGACCAGCUCAGGAAGUACCGCGCCAGGCACCUCCGCAUGGGCGCCGCCGCCGCCGACGACGAUCAGAAGGUGCACAUAGCCAAGACUGAACACGACCAUGUGCAGUGAAGCCGGCGAGAUCCGGCAGAGACCAGCAACGACUUCUCUGCAGAUGAUGCUGUUCAUGUGCCCUAGAUAUCGCUGCCUCUGGAGGACCGGCGCACCUUCCUUUGGCGUAUCAUGUAUCUGAUCGAACUCUCAAUGUGUAUGUACUGUAGCCCCCGUAGUUGCACGAACUGCUUCUGCAGUAAGAACGAUAGGAUGUAAUGUUCGCGUAUCCCAUCAACUUGAGUGUUAAACUUCUGUA
This is a messenger RNA of Panicum hallii, 854 nucleotides long. RefSeq names its product protein HVA22-like. The record is from RefSeq and is a predicted model, not a curated record. Bases 215 to 616 code for a protein of 133 amino acids. NCBI's taxonomy places the organism in Eukaryota, Viridiplantae, Streptophyta, Magnoliopsida, Poales, Poaceae. The transcript has 5 exons.